GCACAGUCGCACAGUCGCACAGUCGCACAGUCGCACAGUCGCACAGUCGGAGGUCGGACCUCAUCCCACACAGUCCCGACUCCCCAGUACUCCUCCACUUCAUGAAUCGUAACAUUCGAUAGCCUGCGCCAUCGCACCAGAGACAGGAGAUACUGACCAGCCCAGACUCGUGCAGAACGUGCCGCUAUCCGGAAGAUUCUUUCCUCAGGUGCUGGGCCCUCGUGGUAAAUAAAUUGAGGCAAGAUCGUCGGAGAGAUUUCCCAUUUUCCUCAACCAUCUCAAUUGUCUCAUUCUCGCGUGGCAGAAUGGCGUCUUCGGGAUACAAAAUGUCGUUUGCGGCAUUGGCUGUCCAAUUCUUGGGCUUGGCCUCUGCCUCCAGCAACUGCUCGUUGAGUGGCCUCAACACCACGGUCGGAGGUCGUGUUCAGCCUCUGACGCCCUUCUCUCUUCCUUGCUUCUCCAGCUAUAAUGGACAGGCCGUCACCCCCAACGAUGCUGCUUGCGCCAACAUUCAGGCCAAAUACAGCGACCCGUACCUGCGGACCAACACGCCCAAUGGGUACAUGAACUACCAGGAUGAGAUGUGCUCAUCCAACCCCAAGGAUCAGUGUGUGCUGGACAACAGCGAUCCCACCGACCCUCUGGCCUUCGAUGGCACCGACUGCCGCCAGGGCAAUAUGCCCUCCUACUACAUCGAGGUGCAGAAUGCCACCGAUGUCAGUGCCGCCCUCGAGUACUCUCGCUGCUCUGGCAUGCGGGUGGUCAUCAAAAACAGUGGCCACGACUACCUCGGCCGCAGCAGUGGCAAGGGCACCCUUGCGCUGUGGACCCGACAGCUGCAGGACAUGAGCUACGACGCUGCCUUCGUCCCCCAGGGCUGCCCGGCCAACACCAGCUACAAUGCCAUCACUUCUGGUGCCGGUGUCAACUUCAAUGAGGCCUACGCCUUUGCCCACGAGCACAACGUCACCAUCCUGGGUGGUUACUCCCCCACGGUCGGUCUUUCUGGUGGCUGGGUCCAGAUGGGCGGCCACUCUGUGCUGUCUCCCGUCUACGGUCUGGGUGUCGACCGUGUCGUCCAGUACAAGGUCGUGACUCCCGACGGCAACCUGCGAAUCGCCAACGAGUGCCAGAACCAGGACCUCUUCUGGGCCCUCCGUGGUGGUGGUGGUGGCACUUUCGGUGUUGUGCUCGAGAGCACCCACCGGGUUGAGCCUCGGUUCGGCUUUGUCGCAGCCAUUGUCAAGUUCACCAGCAACUCCACCAACGUGCUCCCCUGGAUGGACAUCGUCGUCAACAACACCCUCAAGUGGGCCGAGGAGGGCUGGGGUGGCCACAUCACCGGUAGCACCCUGAUCAACGUCUCGCCUCUGCUCACCGUCGCGCAGGCCAAGGAGUCGCUGGCGCAGGUGAUCGCCUACGCCAAGGCGCAGGGCGGCUCCGCCGUGGUUGAGCACUUUGCAUCCUGGUACGACUUCUACACCAAGUACGUGACCUCCGAGGCAGUCAGUGUCGGUGUCACCCACUUCGCGGGCAGCCGAUUGGUGCCGCGGUCGGUCUUCGAGACAGCCGAGGGCCGCCAGAACCUGAUGGACUUCUUCGCGCUCAUCCAGAAGAACGGACAAACCCCCUACAUCCCCGUGGUCGGCCCCGUUCUGUACAACUACACCGAGGGCUCGACCAGCGCGACGCCCGCGUGGCGACAGGCCGUGUGGGAGCUGGGCUCCGGCAGCAGCUGGGCGUGGAACAGCACGCUGCAGACGCGCGAGGCCAAGAUCGCGACGCUGCAGAACAUGACGGCGACGCUGGAGCGCAUCACCCCCGGCAGCGGCGCGUACAGCAACGAGGCCAACCCCUUCACCGAGGACUGGCGGGAGUCCUGGUGGGGCACUGAGAACUACGACAAGCUGCUGUCCAUCAAGCACAAGUAUGACCCCUCGGGUCUGCUGAGCUGCUGGAAGUGCAUUGGCUGGGAGGAGAGCCAGGCCAACAGCACCUGUUUCGCGGCUUUCCAGUGAUUUUCGGGGGAAAUACUCGUGGAAUGGUGGGGAUAUGCUGUUUUUUUCGGUCGCUAACCUCAGUGCUGGCGCAGUCUCUCUUUCGCAGCGCGGAUAGAACAAUACAAACUAGACUUAAUGUGUUAUCAUAAUUCAAGGCAUUUCAUUCGUACGAGGACGAUGGUACUGUUGA
Molecule: messenger RNA, 2190 nt
Organism: Aspergillus homomorphus CBS 101889
Lineage: Eukaryota; Fungi; Ascomycota; Eurotiomycetes; Eurotiales; Aspergillaceae
Product: putative isoamyl alcohol oxidase
Exons: 1
Coding region: 327-2018 (563 amino acids)
Molecular function (GO): FAD binding; oxidoreductase activity
Source: RefSeq, a predicted model, not a curated record